CCAUUAUUUAAAACUGUGGAUACUUUUGUUGUUUGUAAUCCAUGCAUAACAAUACAUUUUUUAAUCAUGAACUAUCUGGCAGUGAAAGUAUCAAAUCUAAUUGAGACACGAACAACGUAGAGUAGAUAUGGAGAAUUCAGAGUUGCGUUUCUUACAAAUAUUCCAAAAAACCCUUUUUGAGCAAGUGGACCCUUUAAAGAUAACCAAGCGAUUGAACAAGCUCAAAAUCCUAGAUGGUUCUCAAAGGAGAGAAUUAUUUGCUUUAAAAAGUUGUGAAAGACGCAAAAUAUGGACACUACUGUUUUGCUUAAUCGAGAAGCACUGUUCUCUUCAACAGGUUUUACAAGUUCUGCUCGAAUGCAGUUAUAUUGAUCUAUUUCUUCAAAUGGCUAUCCAGUUAAAAUGCUAUUCAAACCAUGUAGGACAGCCAUCUGCUGUUCAACGAACCGGUAGUUUAAGUUCCAGUCGACGAUUUUCCCAAGAACUGUUUAUAGAACUUAAAAUAAAAACACAUAACUUAAGUAUCGGAGAUCCUAGAACGCAUCUUCAUGAGAAAUCAGAGAUUUACAGGACAAACUAUUUUAAAGAAAGUGAAUAUCUUGAAAAAAUGGCAAAAGCAGACAAAUAUGCUGCAUCUAUUUGCGCCGAAAUUGAUGCGCAUACAAUGUUGUAUGUCCAAGAACUUCCAUCUCAUGGACUUUUCGAAGAGCUAAAACAGUUGAUAUCGCAUACAUCUAAUACCCACGUGACUCAAGUUGCCUACGAUUCACGAUUAGCUAUUGCACAUGCGAUUGCAGAUCAAGAUGACAAAGGCGACCAUUUCCUUCGACAAGCAAUGGCGUCGUCUGUAUUUAUUGGACACUGCGUAGAACUAAUCAACAUGCUAUAUAUAUUUGUAUUCAAUUUGAUAUGCAUGUAUGAGAAAAGUCCAACAGUUCAAACAUUAGAAAAGAUAUUAAAAAUAGCCGAAUACAGUUUGCAUUGCCUUCAGGAAGAAAAUGAUUGUGUUGUUAGAUCGUUUUGGAUGCGUAUGUUUUAUCUCCGAAUGGUUUAUUGUUUGUUGGGAAUCAGCAAUAAAGGUGAUAUAAUUCCUGGCUGUAUUGUUUUACCAAAGCAUGUUCAAAGGGCUAGUGAUUUGUUGGCAGAGGUAGAUAAAAUAUGGAACGGGAUUGAGACAAGGCGGAAAAUGUUUUACUAUGUCGCUCAAGCAAGAAUUGAAGAACUAGAAAAUCCCCCAGAAGAAAUCGACCUAGCUUUAGAAUUUAUAAAUAUGGCGACUGAAAUAGCAAGGAAGGGUAACUUUGGAGAAUCUAAAUUCAUUAAUGAGUACGCAGAAUCUCUCAGAGUCAUACAAAGUAAAUACUGCAGAGAUGAUUCUAAUGAUGAAGUUCAUGGUAAAAUAUUGGUACGGUCAGCUAUGGAACAUGAUGAAAAUAAUGACGAACAUCCGAACACUAACACUGUAACAAAAUGUGUGUGUGGUGAUAAAGGAAAUACACAAGAACAAUAUUCGUUGCAAACGUCAGAAACUCAGAAGCUUUUACUCGAUGAAGUUAACAUAACAUUGGAACAAGAACAGCUAUUACUUAGACCUUAUCUCAAGCAAUUGAAUCCUCCUACCAGAUUGAAACAUAUAUUCAGGGACGAAAAAAACGAAUCUCAAUCCAUCAUAGAUAUCCCUUGUCAUAAGACUGAUGACAACAGUAUAUUGAACAACACAGCAAUUACUAUGCAUUCAAAUGGGGUUUUAUGUCAGGACUUGGUUGCUGAGAGGUUUGAAUCUCUGAUGAACAGCAAAGAUCUUGACAAUUUUUAUAUUGAAACAGAUUUUUCUUCUGUUAUAAAUUUACAUAGACCAAUUAUUUAAUGUUUUUGGGUACGGGGUUGUGUUUCAAAUCCUUUUUCGUAUACAUUUACAUUUAUU
Messenger RNA from Mytilus trossulus (common blue mussel), 1924 nucleotides. RefSeq lists its product as uncharacterized. The record is from RefSeq and is a predicted model, not a curated record. The transcript has 2 exons. Bases 128 to 1867 code for a protein of 579 amino acids. NCBI's taxonomy places the organism in Eukaryota, Metazoa, Mollusca, Bivalvia, Mytilida, Mytilidae.